This is a messenger RNA of Enterobius vermicularis (human pinworm), 198 nucleotides long. The record is from the annotation of a GenBank genome assembly. Lineage: Eukaryota; Metazoa; Nematoda; Chromadorea; Rhabditida; Oxyuridae.
AUGGAAUUAGUUGAUUUACCUGUAGAGAACAAUAAGAUAACGUACCAGAAUAUGGAAAACAUCGAAAGGAUAUUACAACAAUUAGAAGGUUUUGGAAUAGAUAUUAAUCAUAUAAUAAUUAGAGUGAUUAUUGAGAAAAAGAUACCACUACCUAUGCUAAUAAAAGCGAAAAAGAAGCAAUGUGGGCAAGAUAGAUGA